Molecule: messenger RNA, 1454 nt
Organism: Punica granatum (pomegranate)
Lineage: Eukaryota; Viridiplantae; Streptophyta; Magnoliopsida; Myrtales; Lythraceae
Source: RefSeq, a predicted model, not a curated record
UUCCUGCAGGCAUGACGAGUGGAUGUCUGUUUGUUUUUUACUUUGCGAAGCUCGUGCUGUCUCUUCCUGUCCUUCCCUUCCUUCCUCCUCUCCCACGUUCUCCAACUUCUCCCCGUCGCGUACGUUGAAUCGUAGAGGUCGUCGAGCUCGAUCUUCAGCUGCAAAUUCACGAGGAACUUGCACGGAUGAUGACAGAUUGAUCACCGCUGGAAGAGGUUUCCUCCGAAGUGAUGAAGAUCCGCCGCUGCAGCUUCAACCAAUGUCCGCUUAUCUUCCUCCUCUCCGCAAUCAUGCUCCGAGUUGCGCCGCUCGACUCGGUGUCCGCAGCUUGCGAGCUCAGCGUCGUCGACCGCAAGAAGCUUUACAACUACAGCUUGGUGUCCCCGAUUCAGAAGUUCCCUCACGGCGCUCUCAGCGAGGACGGGUUUUACAAAGUUGCGGCUAAUGGGUCCGUGGUCUGGUUUCAGAUUUGCAAUGGAAUGAUCUUCAAUCACGAUGCACCUAGAUGUUUUGACUGCUCGGAUUGCGGUGGUCCAUUACAUUGUGGCAUGCAAUGCAGUGCACUUGUAGCAAAUGAUGUUGGAGGAUAUCCUGUAUGCACCGCCAUUGGCCAUGCGUCUGGCAUCAACAUUAGUAUUGCCGAUAAAAAGAAUCCUCAUAGUGGUGUAAUUGUUAAGAUGUCUAGUGUUAACCAAGAGGUUGAUGGCAAGAAGGUCAACUGCUCACUUACUGUAACAGUCUUAUGUGACUAUAGUGGAGCACAAGGACCACAUAUUUUGGAGAGAUCAGGAGCUUGUGACUAUGCUACAGUGCUGAGGCAUCCCUCUGGAUGUGCCAAAGUUGUAUACAUUCAUGGCAGAGGAUGGGUUUGGUUUGGUAUUUUCGUGAUACUAAUGUUCUCUCUCUUAGGAGGGUAUCUCUUAGCUGGUACAGUGUAUCGAUAUUUUGUGCUUGGAGUUCACGGAAUAGAUGCAAUUCCAAAUUUGGAGUUCUGGGCUAAUUUACCUCACAGGACACAGUGCGGAAAUUCCGGGGACCGUCUGAAGGCUCUCGAAGCUCAUAUUCUCCCGUCAACUUUUGAGGAACCACGUCUUUCGACAGUACUCGAUUGGGUAAUAAAUUUUGGCUCCCUAGAUUCCACAUUGCAUAGGGAGUUCCAAGUCCUAAGGCAUAACUGCGAGAUCAGUACAGGUAAGAUAUCUAGGGAGAUUCAAUUUCACUGUGAUGUCCCUUGUCAUAUAUACUCCAUCGUGGGUAGAUAUUAUCCAGUUGACCAAGUGAUGGGACUACAAAAAUAUAAAAAAAAUUUCCCAAUUUUGAUUUUGAUGUGAUAAUAGUCCUUUAGCUUUUUCACUGGUGAAUUUAAUUAUAUUUUUGGAUAUAUAAUACAUGAGUACUUACAGAAAAUGGGUAGCCUGUGAAAGAUAAUGCUCAGGCUUAAGGAUUUGUUAAAA